Molecule: messenger RNA, 2287 nt
Organism: Magallana angulata
Lineage: Eukaryota; Metazoa; Mollusca; Bivalvia; Ostreida; Ostreidae
Product: ceramide synthase-like
Exons: 5
Coding region: 32-823 (263 amino acids)
Biological process (GO): lipid homeostasis
Cellular component (GO): membrane; endoplasmic reticulum
Source: RefSeq, a predicted model, not a curated record
UUUGAUUAGUCGAUGGUAGGUAUCAACAAAUAUGGAGGAGCUAGGCGUUUUCGUCUGCGGUUCCAUAUUCUUUCCUGCAUGUUUUAUCAUUAUUCGAUAUCUUCUUUACGCGUUUUUUGCCUCCAGACUUACUGAUGCUGACGUCCAUAAUGUAACUGAAAAAUGUGUAUCAAGUAUCCAAGCAGCCACAGCAACAGUAGUUGGUUUAAUCAUUGCAGUAAAAUGUCAGAAAGAUAUCAUGAUGGACAGACACUGGUUGACCAAUACCUAUGCAGUGUUUGGGAUGCCCUACUUCUCCUAUGAUACUGUUGCUAUGUACUAUACUUAUAUUCAUACCAAGCCUGAGGUUCAAACCCAACCCUUCUUACAUCGACUUCAGCAUUUUGCUGUAAACUCCAAGGCUAUGCUAGUUCAUCAUCUUCUUCUACCACUGAUCUUGUUCCCUUCAAUAAUUUUUUUCCGUAGAGGUCUUGGAGACUUUUUUGUUGGAGUUUUGUAUAUGUGUGAAUUUACCAUUCCAUUUAUCUCGGCAAGAAUGAUUUUAGCUCAGCUACAGAUGAAGCACACGUGGUACUACAUCACCGUGGGUCUCCUGAUGAUCGGCUCCUUCCUAGUCUCUAGGGUGCUAGUGUUCCCCUUCCUAUACUGGAGGUAUGCCGUGUAUGCGGGCCUCCCCCUGGGUCAGGUGCCUGUACAUAUUCCCCUCAAGUGUAACCUGGGCUGUCUGCUGAUCCUGGUCCCCCAACUAUACUGGCUUUUUCUGAUGGUGCGAGGGGCCAGCAAAGUGUUCUACAAGAUCUACCUCAAGUCCAAACAACAUUGACCGAAGAAUAAGGUCUUUCAAACAACCAUGUGUUACUGGCUAGUCAUACAGAUUGUGAUGCAUGUUAUUAAUUGCUCAUUAAUUUAUUUAACUUUAAUAUCCAUAUACAUGACAUUAUACAAUGUUGAAGGAAUGCCCCAAGAUGUUGGGACAUUCCUUGUUUGACAGAUAUGCAAGGGGUGUGUCACAAUAUAAUGUGAUUUAAUUAAUCAUGUCAAAAAAAGGGUUUUUUUUGCCUUCAGAGUUAUUAACCUUUUUAUAUUUGAUAUUGUGUGAUUAUAUUAUAUAAACAUCAUGUUAAACAUGCACCAGAUGGAACUGUCUUACCAAGUGUUAACCAGCAAUAACUCAUUCUCAGUAGAUGUUUGACCUAAUUUGUACAUUUAUAGAUAUUUGACAUUUUUGAUUCAUUUUGUACAUUUAUAGAUAUUUGACAUUCAAGUUUAGAUGUGUUGUACCGCGUUAGUGAGAUAAUAUGCGAGCUGCUAGGGCUUAAUAUUCCAGUCCAUGCUCAAUUUUUGCAAUGUGUUAAAAUUUAUUAUAUAAGAUCAAGGAAACUGUCAGAUGAAUGCAGUCGUUACAUUCCGAUUUCUCUGGAUGUCAGAGGUGUAUUGCCAAGGGGAUUAGAAUUUCACAAUCUCCUUGUUGACAAUAGAAUUGUUUGUGCUCCAAAUACAUGUAUUUAUUAUUGCAAACAAAAACAAAAAACAAAUAUUUAAAUACAGUUACAAUUAAACAUAAGUGACAAUAGGUAAACAUAUAAGUAAGAUGAUUUGGUUGUUGAAUAUUCAUGAGCUUAUUAUAAAGACAUUGUUUGUUUUUAGAAGAAUACUACAUGUAUUGUUUUGAGAAGUCUUGUGCACUGAUUUUGUUUUUGUGUCAACAAUUGGUACUGCUAUUUACCCUACCACCAGGGCUUUAUUUGUGUUCUGUUCGUUUUUUCUUUAUGGUACAUUGUUGUAGAAUUCUGUAUGGUAUUUAUGUUUUCAAUCUCUCAUGUUGGCUUUAUUUUACUUAUCAGUGCAUGCUUAUUAUCCAUGAAUUCCUGUUGACUACUUUAAGUUUCCAUUGCCUAGAAUUGUUCAAAAUAACAUAGGCUUAUGGUAGUUAAAACUGAUCUUAAAUGACAUUUUGUACACUAGAUUCUGAUCAAAGUGCCUAUACAUCCUGUUUUUCAGUAUUUCCUUUUGUGCACUUGUAAAUUGUACUAAACUAUACCAAAUAUAUUUAAAAACAAAAUAAUAGACUUUACAUAAGAUGAAGGUGCAUGUAUUGAAGUUUUCAAACAUUAGCGAGGUCAUUGUUUUUUUAAGAAUGUCACAUGCAGUAUUCCUUUUCUUUUUAUCCUUGUGUGAGAAUUUUGAAAUAUUUUGUGCAAUAAAUUCCAUGCAAGUGUUUUUUUUUUUGUUAAAAUAACAAUUCUUAGUGUUUUGUUAAUUUUUUAAAUAAAAAAUUGUCCAUAAA